UCUUAGAUCUAUAGUAUUGUGAAACCACAGCACUAGAAAAAUAACGCACACACACACACACACACACACACACACACACACACACACACACACACACACAAACCCACCUGUGAGAUGACUCAACGGUUCCACUUGUGACUAAUUAGCGAUGCUAUGAAUAUUUUAGCGUCUCGAAUGCAAUGCAGCCAGACCAAAAACAGUACAGAUUUCCUGUCUGCCAUAUUUGUUCGUUCUGAGAUAUGCGUAAGAGUCACUGCAAAUGUUUCAACGUCGUAAUUAACAACAUCCAAACAGGAGACAGGAGUUCCAGAAGGAUGAGAGUGUGUAUCCCUGAGGUUCAAAAAUACAAUGUGACACAGUUGUCAAAAAUAGGCUUCUGUUUUGACCGAGCAACAUGACACCAGCAUGCUCGGGUCUCAGGGGUUUGAGGACAGUAAGCACGGGGAUGAUGAGACCUCGUGGCUAUUCAUAGCUCUUUUGUUCGGUUUUAAGGCCAGUUGUCAUGACCCAGUGCUUGUGAUCCAUUCCUGUUCAUCUACGCUGCACUCCUAAGGAAAGGAUGUGGAAAAGAAAGAAAGAAUGGUUGAUCAAGCCCCCCAUGGAGUACCCUUUGGAGACAAAGUACAAGCCUGUGCUCGAGAGCCUAAUCCCCCCGGACCCCAUGAGCAAGCUGAAACUGAAGAGGCGUUGUCCCAAAGAAGAGUUUCCAAGUCUGGAUGGAAACUACACCUGCAUGGCCCGUGUGCUGGAUCUACACAUGUACACACGCCAGUUCAACCGGGCCACUGAGGGUGGAGUCAUCUUUGAUGACAUCAUUCAGCCGGGCCUGGAGGACCGAGGAACCAGAACGGGGCCCCUGAGUGCAGGCUGUUUAGCCGGAGACGCUCAGUCCUACAUUCUCUUCUGUGACUUUUUUGAACGAGUCAUUGAAGCGUACCACGGCUACAAGGUGCUCGGUCAUGUUAUGCAUAAGAGCGACUUCAAUUAUGACAACCUCAAGGGAGGUGAUGACUUCGACCAGGAGUAUGCUGUGAGCUGUGAGGUGAGCGUAUCUCGCUGCAUUGAGGACUUUUGCUUCCCCACACACUGCAGCCGAGGGGAGCGAAGACAGCUCCUUACACUCGGCAAAAAAGCUCUGGACCAACUUGGUGAAGAACUCCCAGGCAAACUUUACUCCAUGGAAGACCUCAACCAGGAGACGGAAGAUAAAGGGCUCGUUCUGGAUGCCCCGCCCAUUAUGUUAAUGAAGACCGGCGUGGCACGUGAUUGGCCUGAUGCACGGGCCUUGUGGUUGAGUGAGAACGGGAGCCUGGCAGUUUGGCUAAACAUGGAGGACCAUCUGAAACUGGUGUCUUCCAGAACCGACGCUGAUCUUCAGGAAGCCUUUGCAUCUAUAUGCAUCAAUCUAGUAAAGUUGGAGGCCAUUUAUAAUAAACUAAGACACUCGUUUAUCUGGAAACCUCACUUGGGCUGGGUGGUGAGCUCCCCGGCAGAGGUGGGCACCGGUCUGAAGGCCACGGUUACCAUCAGGCUGAGACACCUGCCUAAAAACAAACACUUGGAAAACAUCCUGGACAGACUGCGACUGCGCAUGGAGGCGUCCAACUCACAUGGGCUGUACAAAAUAAGCAAUCAGCAAACCAUUGGACUCACUGAAGUGGAGUUUAUGCAACUGGUGGUGGACGGGGUUAAACUUCUCAUCCGGAUCGAGAAGAGACUGGAGGAUAACGCGGGGAUCGACGACCUGGUGCCGGCGCAGAAGUAGAGUUUAACAGAGAUGCAUUGUGCAUUGUAUACGCAAAGCUCUGCGUAGUUAAAUCACUUAAAUCUUUAUUCUGUGUAGAACUUUAUUGAUUUAUUCAAUUUUUUAUGUAGUGUGAAGUUGAACUGUUCCACUGUACACUGAUCAGCCAUAACAUUAUG
This is a messenger RNA of Silurus meridionalis, 1923 nucleotides long. Its product is annotated as zgc:172076. The coding region runs from base 560 to 1765 and encodes 401 amino acids. Gene Ontology annotation, biological process: phosphocreatine biosynthetic process. NCBI's taxonomy places the organism in Eukaryota, Metazoa, Chordata, Actinopteri, Siluriformes, Siluridae. The transcript is spliced from 9 exons. Gene Ontology annotation, molecular function: creatine kinase activity. The record is from RefSeq and is a predicted model, not a curated record.